GUCGAAAAUGACAGCCCCGAAGACGCCGGUUUUCCCAACAACACACCGGACUUAAGGCAUACGGAGUGUUCAAAUAUGCCGCAGGCUGCAUCUAUUAGCAACUCUCGCAUUGAAAGUCGUAGCAGCAGACGCAGAGUUAGGUCUGGCUGUGGUACCUGCCGGAUCCGAAAGGUCAAAUGUGACGAAGGUCGCCCCGCUUGUCACCGAUGCAUCUCUACCGGCCGCGCCUGUGACGGCUACGGUAUUUGGGGCGGUGGGAGUAGUUCCUAUGCUAAGCUGCAGCAAAGCCUUGCCACAUCCCAGGACGUCGAGACCGUUGUCGCGCGGCCUCCCGCACCUCUCUCAGUCCUUGUUGCAACUACAGAGGAGAAGGACUACUUCACCUGGUUCAAGAGUCAGGCUAUGCACAAAUUCUCAGGCGCCUUCGCCUCUAAAUUCUGGAAUACGCUGAUCCUCCAGAUGAGCUUCCGUGAACCAGCCGUCCUACAUGCUGUCCUUGCCCUGAGCUCUGUCCAUAAGAGAGGGGUUGUCAUCAACACUGGCGAACAACGAGACAUCAAAGACACCCUCUACGGCCAAGAACAAUUUGCGCUACAGAACUACGUCAAGGCAAUCAGACAUCUGCAGCCACAUUUCUCCGUCAAGGACAGGACUUCUUUCCGUGUCGCUCUAGCCACCUGCCUCGUGUUUAUUGCUGUGGAACUCCUUCGUGGACACUUUCAGGCGGCCAUUUCUCAUCUUCAGAACGGUCUUAAGGUCCUCCAAGAUGCGCAAUUGUCCGUCAAUAUCGAUGAUAGGAACCUUGGGUUGAAGUCAGGUCAUGAGAUGGCCGAUGACUGGAUUGUCGAAACGUUUUCCGUGCUCCAAUUUCAGGUCGAACUCUUCUCAUUGUCUUAUCAUGGUCCCUUCUUAAUUCCCACAGUGGCAGGACACAAGCCUGGGGGCACCAUGCCACAAUCUCUCGACGAAGCCUGGCAGGAAAUACAACGGUUACUAAACAAGAUACUUCACCUGGCCCAAACAGGCUGCCACAACGUGCCUGGGAGUGGAUCUCAUCUGCCUCCUCACACACCACUUGAACUUCGGCAGCACAUUCGAGCCGACCUCAAGCGUUGGCUUUACAUGUAUGAGAAUCUCGGGAAGUCUCUGCACGGCCACAUGUCGUACGACGAGAACAAACGUUUUACAAUCUUAUCGGGAUACCAUACCAUGGCAAAAAUUAUGCUGGAGGUGUGUCUGUGUCCAGACAAUGAAUCGGUAUUCGACUCCCACACAAGCCAGUUCGUCUUCCUGGUCAGUAAGUUGUCAGAACUAUGUGCUGAACCUGGGACGUACCUACCCACGCGUCUCUGUCGGAAACUCCGGCCAGGGAAUUUCGUCGACAUGGCCCAUUCCUAUGUCGACGUGGGUUGGCUCCCGCCACUGUAUUACACGGCUAUGAAAUGUCGCAUUCACCGUGUUCGACUGCAGGCCAUCAGGUUGAUGGAAAUUUCCUCCCAUAGGGAAGGUAUCUGGGACGCAGAGACCACAGCGUGCAUUGCGCGAAAGGUAAUGGAGAUCGAAGAGCGGGACUUCUAUCGGGGCGUUGAUAUUGAUAACGAAUUUCCUCUUUCCAGCUACCCUACUCCACGAGAUUUGUCACUACCACUCAUCCCAGACUCGUACAGGAUACGUGGACUUGAGGUUGUUUUGCAUGGCGAUCCGAUGGAGAGUAUCUUUUUAUUCCGCAAGCCAAAUCAGGAAGGGAGGACAGGGAAGAUUUUAAUAUCGGAGUACAAUAUAUCCUCGCAAUGUUGGGUAGAUAGGUGAGAUGGCGGUUUUAAUUUGGGAUUCUUCUCAGCAAUCUCAUUACGCACUUGAAGAAAGUGCGAACUUGUUAAUAGGAUCAAGAGACAAGAUGUAUUCGCAGUAUCCCGAACUUACCUGUCCGAUUCAUUUGGAAAAGGAUGGAAAAUCCUCUCACCUCUAGAUC
Messenger RNA from Ilyonectria robusta, 1972 nucleotides. RefSeq lists its product as uncharacterized. The transcript is spliced from 2 exons. Lineage: Eukaryota; Fungi; Ascomycota; Sordariomycetes; Hypocreales; Nectriaceae. Gene Ontology annotation, biological process: regulation of DNA-templated transcription. The record is from RefSeq and is a predicted model, not a curated record. Bases 76 to 1809 code for a protein of 577 amino acids. Gene Ontology annotation, molecular function: DNA-binding transcription factor activity, RNA polymerase II-specific; zinc ion binding.